This is a messenger RNA of Eruca vesicaria subsp. sativa (arugula), 1453 nucleotides long. The record is from the annotation of a GenBank genome assembly. NCBI's taxonomy places the organism in Eukaryota, Viridiplantae, Streptophyta, Magnoliopsida, Brassicales, Brassicaceae.
GCUUCCGGUAAUAAUCAACUCCAACCUCAAAUAAUGUCGGCGUCUUUCUCCACCGCAUAACUCAUUGAUGCCUAAGUGAAAAGACUUCGUUGAAUUAUUUGUUUUAGUGUUAUGAAUCAACAGAUCAAAAUGAUGGAGAAAGAGAGUGUAAAUGGUUUAUUAGUAUCACAUAAUGAUUGUAUUGGAUCACCUCAACGAUCCAACAGCGUUGAAUCAUCACCAGGUAGUUCGACGAGAAAAGGUUUUGGUUUAAAGAAAUGGAGAAGGAUCAAAAGAGAUACUCCUGUGAAGGAAGAAGCUGCUACACCUGCUGCUGAUGAUGAUGGUAGUAAAUUGCUGAAGCGUAAUUUGACUGGUUUGGUGAACCCUCCUUGUAAACAUGUUGACUUGUCAUCAGUUGAAGCGAGACAGAGUAGUGAAGGCUCUGUUGGAUCUGUGAAUAUGGCUGUGAAGGAUCAUUAUCAUCAUCUUGUUCCAGGUGGAGUCAACGGGUUUAGUCUUGUUUCAGGUUUUAUGUUUAAUGUAGGCCAAGGUUUUGAUAAGAGUGAAGAGCUUAGUGGUAAUUCAAUAGCUGCAAAGAAUGUAGUAGGAGGAGGAGGAGGGAGUGAAGAGAGGGAGAGGAAGCCUUAUUCCAGCGUGGAUUCAGACUUGAGAAGUAGUGAUUUUGUGUUUUUGAGUGGCAAAGAAGGCCAAACAAAUGGGAGAAGCGAGAACGGAGGUAAAGAUGGAGAUGGAGAUGAUGAGAGUGAGAAGAAGAAGGAGAACCAUUAUUGGGUAGAGAAGGAUCAAAUUGCAGAUUGUAUUAAAAGUCUUGCAGCUCUGCAGGAAGCUCUUUGGAAAGAGGUUACGAGUUUUCAGGAGCUGAGUAAGGAGUCUUUACCAUUACAUUCGAACAUUGAUGAAGUCAAUUCAGGAUCACAGGUGCUGAUUUUGAAGCAGAAGGUGAAACAUCUCCAACACAAACUGGAGGAAACUAGAGCUGAUCUUGAUGCAAAGGAAGCUAAGAUCCAAGAACUAGAAAACUCAAAGAUUGAGUCUGAAAUUGAAGGCGUUUUCCAGAGAAAGGUUGAAGCUGAAAUCGAGCAUUUGAUGCUCACAAGAUCACUUCAAGUACUAAAUGAACAACCGAAGAAGGUACAUUCUGUAACCGAAGAUCCUGAACUGAACCGUGGAAACAUGUUAGGAAAAACAUGCAAGUCCAGUUUCUUUUUCUUGACACAGUUGAUCUUGCUAGUCUGCAUACUUCGGUUACUACUUCUCCAAUCCUCUCCUGCUUCACGGUUAGUUAUACCAACUUGAAAACAGUUCAUGUUGGUCUUCAUGUUGUGUUACCAAACUUUUUUGUUUUCUUCAGAUGUUCAUUUAUGAGGCAUUAUGAUUUAAAAUAAAAUGUGUUAUUUAAGCUUGUAAUCAAGUUAUAGCAAAACAAGAUAUACUAUAAAUUAGUUAAAAG